UGUUUUAGCAUUUGCGCUAUCCAUGCUGCCUUUUCCCAUACACUGUGAACCGCCGAAUGAAGAAUCAGAACGAUCGCACCCCGUGAAUUCCACAAGUGUGUGUACGAUAUGUUUGUCGCCAUAAAAUCGCCCCGCGAGUAGUUCGAAAUUAAGUGCAUAGUGUAAUUAUUGUUUACUUAAACGCUUUCCGUACGGGUGCAGUUUAGUGAAAUUCCGUGUGACACACAAUCAUUCCGAGUAUUGCGAUUUGAUUGAAGUUCGGUAGUGGAUGUGCUUGUUGCUUGUGUCGAGAUUUUAAGCUGCCAGUGCGCGCCACUUAGCCAUUGUCGAGUGCUAUAAAUGAAUGCUUUUCCAUGUGUGGAACAAGAAAAUAUGAAUUUUCGUACACAUUAUAUGCUAGCAAUUUAUUCGCUUAGGGUGGCCGUCUUACCCCGUCUUCCCCUAUGUUCUUCGUGAUUUUAUAGCAUUCGCUACGACGCAACGUGGAUGUGUGAAUGGGAUUGAUAAUUCCUUGACGUCGCAGUAGAAGUCCAAAGCAACAAGUGGUGUGGUAAAGGGGGCGGCGGGUGAUACGGUUCGGAAGGGACGGCCCCCAAAAAGAAAACACACUUCCAGAGAUCGCGAACGAAGAAAACAUCCGUCGCGGGCAAGAGAACACAGCCAAAAAGUCAAUGAAUCGCAGCACCAACCAACGAUGAUGUUACGAAAGUCGAGAUAUUAGAGCGGAGUUCUACCGCACCCAUAUAUCAGUAUCAGAGCAGAAAAGGGAAAGAAAGCUGCAAAGCAGCUUAAGUUCGAGAAAAAUAUAAUAUUAUUUUCAUUCUGAAUGAGGUUCGUGAUGUGAUUGGGAACGUAUUUUUGGUGAAAGCUUGUGGGAACAGUGUCCAAGAAGAGUUCUGUGUUUUGGGGGUGACUGCAACAACGGAAAGAGAAAUCUCCAAUAGCUAAUAUUAUUCACCAGUGGCAGGUUUGGCGGGCCGUCGUCACGUCAAUCAACGGAGUGUCAACGCAGGCCAGUUUUCGGCCUGCCGAUGGGUAGACACAGCCGGCUCCUGCUGCAAUCUACAUUUGUGCAAAAAAUUAUGCUUCCAGUGCCACUGCUGCGGCCAGCAUAUGCAAAUCGGCAAAACUCAUCAACUUGAGCGCAAGCUGUUCAGAGCGUAGCCUUCGCAGCAGCAAAAAGUGUCCAUAAGUUAAGUUUUGAGUAAGCAUCACGAAAACUACGCUGCAACCGACACGUAAGAAGAAAACAGAAAAUGAUGGUACAGGAAACGAGUGGCUUGAAGCAAUUUAUAAAGUGUUGAGUGGAAGUAAAGUUUUCCUACAAGUGUAACAGCAUGUCCGUUUCGUGAUCAAUUUCCAGAGAAAUCAAGUUACUUUUCCGAGUAUCAAGUUACUACUACUUAAGUGUUUUUAUUCACCGCAAGUGAGAGAAUAAAAAGUGCGGAAAAAUGCUGAGAAGAAAUUUAGUGAGGCACAGUAUGCCGCAGUUAUCUGUGAUAUUUUUAAUGAUAAUCGUACAAAUAGUCCCAUGGAAUGCACAAACAGCAGCACAAGCAAGCGAUCUGGAAGCCAACGAUAUGUACCAUGACCUGAUAGUACAGAACGGUGCGCCCGAGAUUUUAUCCUACAAGCCGGAGGUAGAACUGGAUGUCAAUUCCAAAUUCGAAAUGACCUGCAAAGCUGCCGAAGCAAUCCGGUGGCAUGCCAAACGAACGGAAGAAGAGUACAUCGAAAAUCCAGAGCUGUUAACGAUGACCGAUUUCGAAACAAAUGACAGCAGCAAACCUUUCGGCAGCAAAAUUGUGGUUAAUGGGGCUUCAGCUAAUGCUGUUGGCCGAUAUUACUGUGUGUUUCUGUCAGCAGAAAAUACGGAGCAGGAACCAGAUUUAGACGAAUUGGAAGCACAAUUUAAAGCUACCAGCACGUACAUUUUCGUCAAGGAUCCGGACAACCCAUUGGUACCGGUACAUGUGGUCGUCAGUGCCAGGCAGUACGAGGAUGUCGUGAUUCCCUGCAAACCUUCGUCCAAGGAUGUUCAGGUGGAACUCGUUAAGGACGAACAGGAGAUGCAAAUCGACAACUACAAGUACACCGAAACCGUCGGCUUUGUGCUAACCCCGUACCGGUUGGACGAGAGUGGCCUCUAUCUGUGCCGGGCCAAGGAGAGCCCGGACAACGUGCUGCACUUCCACAUGGAGGUCAUGGAAUCCUCGGUUACCGAGUACAUCCAGAAGCCGCGUGUCGAGAGCAAAGCGGGAGAGUAUGUUAAGCAGGGGGAAAAUAUUCAACUGACCUGUUCACUGGACGUGUCCGAGGGAGUUAAAUUCGAUAUGCGAUGGAUUUUGCCGACGAAGCGGUUGGCCCAAAAUGACUCCCGUACCACCGUUAGUCGAAUAUCCGUGGUUCCUCAUCCAAAUCGGCCAAACUAUGUAAUUGGUACCAACGAAUUGACCAUCCAGCAAAGUGUAGGAUCAGACACCGGUUUUUACAAGUGUGAAGUUCAAGAUCAUCACAAGCACGUGAAUCAUCGAUCCGCUCGUAUUGUCAUCGUAGAGCAGGAUGCUGCAUUUAUUAAUCUUACCGAAGACAACGGCUUGGAGUUGAUAAAUACCACCAUAAGGCGGCCAAUCAAAAUUAUAAUAAAGUACAGUGCCCAUCCUAAACCAAUGUUUCACUGGAUUAGAGACGGUGGUGAGGAGGCCCUCGAAGCGGGUGACAAAUAUGAAAUUUCCGAGGACAAUAAGCAAGUGACGCUGAUCAUCAAACAUCCGAGCGUGUAUGAUACUGGAGUUUACUCACUGCUUGCGGAGAACGAAGGGGCCAACGCCACCUAUCAUAUGAAAGUUUUCGUUAGAGAAAAACCGGUUCUUACAAUGAAUUCAAUUUUUGCGCGUCCCAAGGAAAUGGUGACGUAUGUGUGUUCCUCAGUCGGCUACCCGAAGCCGAAUAUGCGAUUUGUUUUUAUGCCCUGUACCGGUGAACCAUGGACCAACUGCUCGAAGCCAAUCCAACCGAAAAAUAUUAAAGAAUACACUGCUCGAUUAGUUGCUUGGGCUGAACCGGACGAAGUAGUCAUGCUGCGGGGAGUUCGACUGCAAGAUAGUGGUAAAAAUAAGGAAAUCUUCACCGUCGAACAGUACAGUUUCCAGGCCGAUACGGCUGGCUAUGUUGGCUGUUACGCGGCCAACAGUGAAGGACAGGACUUUGUCAAAGCUGAUCUGCUGAUCAGUGACCUAGACGAGCCGGUUACGAUUACGCAGGAAACACCGAAAACGGACGUCACUCGUGGUGAUCGCGUGGAAAUAGUAUGCGCCGCAUCCGUAUACAACCAUACCAGUCAGCUGUCGUUCUUCCGCAAUGACAUCGAACUCUUCGAGGACAGUUCGAAUGAUAUCACAAUACAAGAUUGGUACGAAACCUAUGCCUUCCGCCGAAGGCUUAUUAUCGCCGAUGUUGACAAAAAUCACGAAGGCGACAUUCGCUGUCAAGCGAAUGUGGCCAACUCGGAGCUGGUCGAAAGUAAAGAAAUUAGAUUGGUCGUCCAUGAACCGAUUGCUCCGAAAAUUCUCGAAGGAAGCGACACGGUUGAGCUGGAGCUGGGAAUGGGAGACACCAAUCAGUUCCAGUGCAGCGCCGAAGGUAUGCCACAUCCGACGGUCGAAUGGUUGAAGGAUGGCGCACCGAUGGACUUCGAAAACGACACGAGGAUUCUGCUCAUCAACGGAACAACGGUUUUCUUCCAAUUUUUGAAAGCCGAAGACUCGGCGGAGUACGCGUGCCGCGUGCAGAACAAAGUCGGUCACGCGGAAAAGCGAUGGAACUUGCGGGUGAAAACCGUAACCAUUCGAAGAACCUGGAUCUAUCUGGUUCUAUCGUUGCUGGUAGUAUUAUUCUUAGCUGUGAUUCUUAUCUCAUUGUUUUACUAUAAGAAGAAAAAAGAAGUUACGGCUAUGAAAGAAGCUGGUCUUGCUAAUUUCGAGGAAGGAAAUUUGGAGCAAAUGAAUCCGGACAUUUCACUGGACGAGCAAGCAGAUCUGCUUCCGUACAAAACCGAGUACGAAUUCCCCAAGGAAAAGUUGAAACUGGGAAAACAACUGGGCGCAGGAGCUUUCGGAGUGGUAAUGAAAGCUUCGGCUCAAGGUAUUAUGGUUAACGAGGAUGAAACGGUCGUCGCUGUCAAGAUGGUGAAAAAGCAAACCGAUAACGAAGUGAUGCGAGCUCUGAUAUCCGAACUUAAAAUAAUGGUCCACUUGGGACAACAUUUGAACGUCGUGAAUUUGCUGGGAGCCGUCACGAAAAACAUUGCCAAACGUGAGCUCAUGGUAAUAGUAGAAUAUUGCCGCUUUGGCAAUGUGCAAAACUUUUUGCUUAAGCAUCGACCGUACUUCAUCGACCAGAUCAACUCCGAUACGGGCGAAAUAGAUCAUAGUAUCGAGAAAAACCAAUUCCGUUGGUCCAAAGCUGGUUACAUGUAUAACAGUAACAAUAGCAACUCGGGAAACUACACCAAUCCGAAGAAUCACCUUAACUCGAAGGGUUAUGUCAGGCAUUCCGGCAUCCAAAACAUGGCCAUGGUCGACAGCUGCAACACGGAGGCCACCGUUAUGACGUCCAUUGAGGGAGAAGAACUAAAUACCAACAAUACGGUUAAUUCGAACGAACCUUUAUGGCGCUCCAACUACGGCAUGGAUUACAAGGGACCCGCCCGAUCGGUGACAACUACCGAUCUGGUCUGUUGGGCAUCGCAAGUGGCCUGCGGCAUGGAAUACCUAGCGUCACGAAAAGUCCUUCAUGGGGAUUUGGCAGCCCGUAAUAUACUGCUAUGCGAUGACAAUGUGGUCAAAAUCUGCGACUUUGGUUUGGCCCGAUCCAUGUACAAGAGCGAUAACUACAAGAAAAAGGGCGAAGCUCCCCUGCCCUUCAAGUGGCUUGCACUCGAAUGUAUUAGUGACAACAUCUUCGGAACCUACUCGGAUGUGUGGGCCUACGGUAUUGUUUUGUGGGAAUUUUUCUCUCUAGCUAAGGUUCCCUAUCCGGGAAUGGAGGCCAAUCAGGAGUUGUACAAUAAGUUACGCGAUGGUUAUCGAAUGGAUAAACCCCAGUACGCUAAUCAGGAUGUCUACGAUAUUAUGCUAAACUGUUGGAACGUGAAGCCAGAUUCGCGUCCCUCGUUCAAAGAUCUGAAGAGUCGAUUCAACGCAAUGCUGCCGGAGGAACUGCGAAACCACUAUAUCGAUCUCAACGAGCCAUAUCUAGCUAUGAAUGCAGAAAAGGAGCAACGAGGAGAGCCAGAUUAUCUAGCAAGUCUUGGACCCCCGGAAGAACAGGCCCCCUCUGCGCCUAACUAUGUGAAUGGAAUCAUUCUACCGUUGCCACCAAUUUCCGACAAUCCGGACUACUUGAAGAUGACAAACACCAAAUCGGACUCGGAGGAAAGCCAGUUCGAUUUUGCAUCAUUCAACAACACUCAACCUUCGCCCACGUUGAAGAACAACCUGGACACCAGUCCACAGCAGGGCAGUAAACGGCACAAGAAAAAGGGAAUCCCGGAAGAGAUUCCCAUGCUUCACAACCAUGGCAAAGGUGGGCAAGGUUUCAAUUCCGACUCAGAAACGGAAGCAACCAGUCCGGUACCGAUGGUACGGACAUCGAAGAUCCAACAACCAGAGCAUGAGUACACAAACUUGAAGCGACUGGAUCGGCAACCGGCGGCCGGCGGUGGCAGCAAGAGCAAGCAGCAUUCUAAUGCGAAUGAUGCCUUUAGCAAUCCCGGCUAUGUAGCGGUGAAAACGGUCAAUGAGAAGAGAUUACACUGAAAGCCCAGAUGUACCUCGUUUCGGGUCAUCGCGGGAACGCACAAGCCAUCCUCAUUACUUACUUGAUAGCACAUACGCACCACACAUACAUAAACUUAGACAAUGCAACCGAAUUGGAAGAAUAUGUUGCUGUCGACUUCCUCGAGUAUAAAUGUAGAAGAGCUAAAUAUUUACGACUGAGAGUAACCGAACCUAUAUUGCUAAUAUCUUUUUUAGCAAGCUGUCAAUUUGAAUGUGAACGGGAUGUAUAAGACACGUUUCUGUAUCUAUGUGAGUGUAAACCUAGUAGAAACAAAAAAGAAUUAUUUACUGCUAGUUAGUAACGCAAUUAGCGCAUGUUUUCCAUGUAAACGCAAAACAAGUACUCUUAAGCAAAGCUUUUUCGAAAAAAGUUGCCUUAAUGUUUUACAAUCAUAACGACGAUACUUUUCUCAUUUUAACGACGAUGUAUAUAAAUUAUUGAAAUAUAAUUUAAAUACACAAAAUCUAAAAAUAGACAGGUGUUUGGGUUUCAAAAUUCACAACUGCAAGAAGUAGGGUUUGUUCACAAAUAAAAGAAAGCUAGAUAUACUGCGAAUUACAUCCGAAAA
Sabethes cyaneus is the source of this 6409-nucleotide messenger RNA. It is a transcript of the gene Pvr, whose product is annotated as vascular endothelial growth factor receptor 1. Gene Ontology annotation, molecular function: ATP binding; transmembrane receptor protein tyrosine kinase activity. The record is from RefSeq and is a predicted model, not a curated record. The coding region runs from base 1452 to 5819 and encodes 1455 amino acids. Gene Ontology annotation, cellular component: signaling receptor complex. Gene Ontology annotation, biological process: multicellular organism development; cell surface receptor protein tyrosine kinase signaling pathway; positive regulation of kinase activity. The transcript has 16 exons. Lineage: Eukaryota; Metazoa; Arthropoda; Insecta; Diptera; Culicidae.